This is a messenger RNA of Phymastichus coffea, 2458 nucleotides long. Its product is annotated as arp2/3 complex-activating protein rickA-like. Bases 182 to 2353 code for a protein of 723 amino acids. NCBI's taxonomy places the organism in Eukaryota, Metazoa, Arthropoda, Insecta, Hymenoptera, Eulophidae. The record is from RefSeq and is a predicted model, not a curated record. The transcript has 10 exons.
AAUAGAUCAGCUGAAUUCUGGAGUUGGGUUAGUAUUUGGCGCCACAUAGUGCACAUAUCAUACGACAGGUAUAUAGUUACCCAUACAUAAUGGAAAAUAUUGAGUUUUAGUUGAAGAUGUGUUUGAGUGCGAAGAAGAUGUCGUGUUAGAGGGAAGUGAAUUAUAUCAAGCCUUGACGAGCAUGGGUUAUACAAAUUUUGAUUACAUGCCAAGAGUUGAUGAAAUUAAUGCUACUCCAGAAUCAGAAGUACUUCCUAUAAAUGCUUACUGUUCUUUAAAAGAGACUGCUAUUGAGAAGGCAAACUUAUUUUGCCAUUAUGUUUUACAGGAAAAUAAACUAAGUCUCAGACAAUUGGAAAUUAUUUUGAAAACAGAAAUUUUACUUGAUGAUCACGCUGCUAUGAUAAAUGAAAUUUACAAUAGAGAAAAUACUUCUAUUAAGCAUAAAAUUCUCGAAUGGUCUCCUCUUAUUAGUUCAAUGCUAAUAUCAUUUUGUAACCUGGUAACAAAAAAGAAAAUUACAGGACUUGCAGUUUCGGCUUCUACAGUAUUUGGAUAUUUGAUGUAUGAAAAAUGCAAGCAUUGGAAUAUGAGAAGAAAUCUAUGUAAUCUUGUACAGUUACAAAAUGAACUACACAAUUUUAUUACACAGUGCCUUAAAACUUUGAGACGUACCCACACAAAAAAGCUAUUAAUCUUAGAUCAGUAUGAAAAACAAGAAUUGAUAGGGAAUGAAAAAUGGAAUAUUAUUGUUAUAAUGAGAAAACUGCUUAUAGAUAUUUUUGAAAAUUUAUCUUACAUUUAUUAUCAAAAAGCUAGUGAAAUAUUAGAUCUGUUACCAAAAUGCAUGCGACUGAACUGUAUUUUAACUAAGCUUGAAUUUGAAACUAUCUGUACCAAUAAUGAUGAGUCUUACAAUAUUUUAAGGAGAUUUUACUACACUUUUAUUUUGGUACAGUCAGAAACAAUGUUCAUCAUAGCAAGUGCUUAUAGUAGUCAAAUGGAAAAAGGAUUUUUUCGUAUUCCAAAACAAAAAUUAGCACACACAGUUCAACAUUUAAUAAGAUAUUUAAGUGGCUAUCAUUUAAAACUAUUAGAAAUUAUAAAUGCAUAUCAAGUUUGUGAAAUUCAGCCUAUUCAAAGGAUUUUCAAAGGUAUAUCAAACUCAAAAUGGCAAGAUACUUAUAUCCACUUAAAUUUGACAUCUCAAAAGAUUCAAUUGGCUUUUAGGGAAAUCAUGUCUACUUUGGAAACUAUCGACAAGUUUUCAGAAAAAAAUGAGAAUGACUUUGAUUUAGCAGAGAUUAUUACAGAAAAAAUGAAUGAAGCAUACAAACAGAUUGAAAAUGCUAGAAGCUUUGCAGAAUUUACCAGUCUUCUUAUAGCAAAAGCUCAACAUAAACCUAAAAAAAAUCUAGAUGAAGAUCUAGGCAAAGAAGAUUUGUUCCCUGUCAGCAAUGAAAAUAAAAGAGUAAUCAAUCUUGAUGAUGAACCAGAAAUAGAGGAUGAAGUUUUUGAAGAAUACAUUAAAGAGGAAUAUUUGAAGCCUUUGUAUGAAAACAAAGAGACAAGUAUCAUUCAAGAUUUUAAAAUUGAUAAGUUGUUGAAAAAAAAUUUCAUGAGUGAGCUCAAAGAAGCUCUUAUUGAAAAACAAAGAUCAAUGAGUGAGAGGGAACUCAAAGCAUUGAAAAGAAUGUACAACAAAAUCCGUAAAGACUCAAAUAUUGUCAAGACUGAUACAGAAAAACUAAUAGAAGAUACAAAGUUCAACAAUGUCUCAUCAGUUGCUAUUCUAAAACCUUCAUAUCCAAAUCAAGCGUUGCCUCCACCACAGCCAUCUCAACGUCGUCAACUUUCAGCACUGCCACCACCACCACCAAUACCAUCACAAUUACCUAUUCAACAUCAACUUCUACCAUCACCACCACCACCAUCACCACCACCACUACCACCACCAAUACCGUCACAAUUGCCUACUCAACGUCAACUUCCACCACCAACUUCUCUACAACCGUAUCAGCAUCAGUCUACACCACCACCUCCACCACCUCCACCACCUUCGCCACCUCUGCCACCUCCGCCAAUUUCAAAUAAUACAAUCAUCACCGAAACUGUCGAUACAGAAUCAAAGACUCCAGUUCCACUUCCAAGAUUCAAAAUGUUGACGGCCGAAAAUCAAUUUUUUGAUGUUGAAAGAUUUUCUAUCAACGAUUGCACCCAGAAUAUGGUAAAAUUUCAUCCUCUCAGAGUCGCAGAAGAGACGUUUAUAGGCAGCGGAGAGAAUUCGGACGAGGAGUAUGUUUCUAAGAAAGACAGCAGCGAUAGUGAUCAUGAUAUUGCUGAAAUGCAAUAAAUGAAUUAUCUAAAUAUUUUGUCAAACUAUAAAUAUAUACAUGAAGAUAUUGUACAUAUUUUCAGAGUAAGAAGCAAUUGUAAAUAUAUAUUGUAAAUAUUCACG